Molecule: messenger RNA, 441 nt
Organism: Staurois parvus
Lineage: Eukaryota; Metazoa; Chordata; Amphibia; Anura; Ranidae
Source: the annotation of a GenBank genome assembly
GGCAUCAGGUCAUUUGGCUCGACAGCGGGCACCGCGUCAUCUGGCAAGGCAGUGGGCUCCGAGUCAACAGGCACGACAGUGAGCAACGGGGCAUCAGGUACCGGAUUGUCUGGCUCGACAGCGGGCAUCGGGUCACCAGGUAUGACAGCGGGCACUGGGUCACCAGGCAUCAGGUCAUUUGGCUUGUCAGCGGGCACCGCGUCAUCUGGCAAGGCAGUGGGCACCGGGUCACCAGGCAUUGGAUUGUCUGGCUCGACAGCGGGCAUCGGGUCACCAGGCAUCAGGUCAUUUGGCUUGCCAGCGGGCACCGCGUCAUCUGGCAAGGCAGUGGGCACCGGGUCACCAGAUAUGACAGCGGGCUCUGAGUCAAUUGGCACGACAGCGGGCACUGGAUCAGGUACCGGGAUCAUCUGGAUCAACAGCGGGCAUCGAGUCAACUGG